AAAUGAGCCACAAAAACGAAGACAUCAAGAAACGACGAUGAGCUUCACUGCUUCUCUCAUCUCUUCUUUGACGUCUCCCUCACUCGUCUCGCUCAACCAUCUUCCUCCUUCCUUCUUCCUCCAAACCAAACUUGUCAAGCCAACAAGCCUUACUCAUUCACAGCUUCCUGGAUUGUCCGCAUCCUAUGGUCCGGCUGCAAAAGCUGCGACAGCCAACGACGUUGUUCCCGAAACAGCUCCGAGAGCGGCAUCAGAGGUCGUCUCCAGCUUCUAUGCCGCCAUUAACGUCCAUGAUUUAUCCUCUGUCACAGACCUCAUCGCUCAAGACUGCGUCUACGAGGAUCUCGUCUUCUCAUCUCCUUUUGUUGGCCGAAAGGCAAUUCUAGAUUUCUUCGGUAAAUUCAUUGAAUCAACAAGUACGGAUCUGCAAUUCGUGAUAGAUGACAUUUCAACAGAGGACUCUUCAGCUGUUGGAGUUUCAUGGCAUUUAGAAUGGAAGGGAAAGAAUUUCCCAUUUAGCAAAGGUUGCAGCUUUUACCGGUUAGAGGUGAUUGAUGGGAAGAGACAGAUCAUAUAUGGAAGGGACUGCGUCGAGCCUGCAAUCAAACCUGGAGAAACAGUUCUGGCUGCUAUAAAAGGAGUUACCUGGCUGCUGCAGAAAUUUCCUCAACUGGCUGACCAAUUCUGAUGUAACUAUAACGGUCUUGCUUGAUGACGUGAAUCAGCUCACAAAUAUAGGUUUUCUUUAUGG
Messenger RNA from Arabidopsis arenosa, 751 nucleotides. The record is from the annotation of a GenBank genome assembly. Lineage: Eukaryota; Viridiplantae; Streptophyta; Magnoliopsida; Brassicales; Brassicaceae.